Molecule: messenger RNA, 5712 nt
Organism: Mandrillus leucophaeus (drill)
Lineage: Eukaryota; Metazoa; Chordata; Mammalia; Primates; Cercopithecidae
Gene: LTBP4
Product: latent transforming growth factor beta binding protein 4
Exons: 33
Coding region: 693-5447 (1584 amino acids)
Molecular function (GO): calcium ion binding
Source: RefSeq, a predicted model, not a curated record
UUUCGCCAUGUUGGCCAGGCUGGUCUCGAACUCCUGACCUCAGAUGAUCCACCUGCCUUGGCCUCCAGAGUGCUGGGAUUACAGGCGUGAGCCACUUUGCCCGGUUGGCCUUGGGAUUUUUUUUCACCAAAUAAUGCUUGUUCUGUGGCACUUCCUCGAGGGGGUUUUCUGCAUCUUUUUUCCUUGUGCCAAUAAAAAAGGGACAGAAAGUGGGGACAGACGAGGAGUAGAGAAUUCUAGAAUAUGCUAAUUCUAGAAUUCCAUAGUUUCUGGAAUGCCAGAGCUUCUGAAACAUAGUAGAGAGGGGUCUAGAACGUUAGGACAUGUUGGACACAAGGAUAUUCUGGAGCGCUCAUGGAUUAACAAUAUUAGAAUUCUCCCCUGCUUAUCAGAGAAUCCAGAAUGUAGAAGUUUCUGACAAAAAGGACCUGGAAAAUCACUGAUUCUAGAAUAGGGGAGUGUCAAGGGGAGUUCACACCCGUGAAUCUCCACCGGUAGGAAUAUCUUGCAUGCCAGGAUGUCUGAAAUGCUGAGAAUUACAAGAUACAGAAAGGAAUCAGGAUUACCAGGAAAUCUAGAGAAUAGAAGAGAUCCUGGACUAUCCGCCCUUCCAGAGCACUGGAAGAUUUGUUUGCAUUCCAAGAAAUCCAUAAUGCAGGAGAUUCCGGAUUAUCAGAGAAUCUAGAACACAAAUGGGAGACUUCAAAGCGUUGCUGCUUGUCGCUGCUGCCCAGGCCAGACGUCUAGGAGGAGCCGCUGCAUCCGAGUCCCUGGCUGUCUCCGAAGCCUCCUGCAGGGUCCAAAACUGCCAGCCCAAAAAGUGUGCAGGCCCCCAGCGGUGCCUGAACCCAGUGCCUGCAGUGCCCAGUCCCAGCCCCAGCGUGAGGAAGAGACAGGUGUCCCUGAACUGGCAGCCACUGACGCUGCAGGAGGCCAGAGCUCUACUGAAGCGGCGGCGGCCCCGGGGGCCUGGGGGCCGGGGACUACUGAGAAGGAGGCCCCCACAGCGUGCCCCCGCUGGCAAGGCCCCGGUCCUGUGUCCCUUAAUCUGUCACAAUGGCGGUGUAUGCGUGAAGCCUGACCGCUGCCUCUGUCCCCCGGACUUCGCUGGCAAGUUCUGCCAGUUGCACUCCUCGGGCGCCCGGCCUCCGGCCCCGGCUAUACCAGGACUCACCCGCUCCGUGUACACUAUGCCACUGGCCAACCACCGCGACGACGAGCACGGCGUGGCAUCUAUGGUGAGCGUCCACGUGGAGCACCCGCAGGAGGCGUCGGUGGUGGUGCACCAGGUGGAGCGUGUGUCUGGCCCUUGGGAGGAGGCGGACGCCGAGGCGGUGGCGCGGGCGGAAGCGGCGGCGCGGGCGGAGGCGGCAGCGCCCUACACGGUGUUGGCACAGAGCGCGCCGCGGGAAGACGGCUACUCGGACGCCUCGGGCUUCGGUUACUGCUUUCGGGAGCUGCGCGGAGGCGAAUGCGCGUCCCCGCUGCCCGGGCUCCGGACGCAGGAGGUCUGCUGCCGAGGGGCCGGCUUGGCCUGGGGCGUUCACGACUGUCAGCUGUGCUCCGAGCGCCUGGGGAACUCCGGAAGAGUGGGCGCCCCAGAUGGACCUUGUCCAACCGGCUUUGAAAGAGUUAAUGGGUCCUGCGAAGAUGUGGAUGAGUGCGCGACUGGCGGGCGCUGCCAGCACGGGGAGUGUGCAAACACGCGCGGCGGGUACACGUGCGUGUGCCCCGACGGCUUUCUGCUCGACUCGUCCCGCAGCAGCUGCAUCUCCCAACACGUGAUCUCAGAGGCCAAAGGGCCCUGCUUCCGCGUGCUCCGCGACGGCGGCUGUUCGCUGCCCAUUCUGCGGAACAUCACUAAACAGAUCUGCUGCUGCAGCCGCGUGGGCAAGGCCUGGGGCCGAGGCUGCCAGCUCUGCCCACCCUUCGGCUCAGAGGGUUUCCGGGAGAUCUGCCCUGCUGGCCCUGGCUACCACUACUCGGCCUCCGACCUCCGCUACAACACCAGACCCCUGGGCCAGGAGCCACCCCGAGUGUCACUCAGCCAGCCUCGUACCCUGCCAGCCACCUCUCGGCCAUCUGCAGGCUUUCUGCCCACCCAUCGCCCGGAGCCCCGGCCUGACCCCCGGCCUGAUCCCCGGCCCGGCCCUGAGCUUCCCUUGCCCAGCAUCCCUGCCUGGACUGGUCCUGAGAUCCCUGAUUCAGGUCCUUCCUCCGGCAUGUGUCAGCGCAACCCCCAGGUCUGCGGCCCAGGACGCUGCAUUUCCCGGCCCAGCGGUUACACCUGUGCUUGCGACUCUGGCUUCCGGCUCAGCCCCCAGGGCACCCGAUGCAUUGAUGUGGACGAAUGUCGCCGCGUGCCCCCGCCCUGUGCUCCCGGGCGCUGCGAGAACUCACCAGGCAGCUUCCGCUGCGUAUGCGGCCCGGGCUUCCGAACCGGCCCACGGGCUACGGAAUGCCUGGACGUGGACGAGUGCCACCGCGUGCCGCCGCCGUGUGACCUCGGGCGCUGCGAAAACACGCCAGGCAGCUUCCUGUGCGUGUGCCCCGCCGGGUACCAGGCUGCACCACACGGAGCCAGCUGCCAGGAUGUGGAUGAAUGCACCCAGAGCCCAGGCCUGUGUGGCCGAGGGGCCUGCGAGAACCUGCCCGGCUCUUUCCGCUGUGUUUGCCCGGCUGGCUUCCGGGGCUCGGCGUGUGAAGAGGAUGUGGAUGAGUGUGCCCAGGAGCCGCCGCCCUGCGGGCCUGGCCGCUGUGACAACACGGCAGGCUCCUUUCACUGUGCCUGCCCUGCUGGCUUCCGCUCCCGAGGGCCCGGGGCCCCCUGCCAAGAUGUGGACGAGUGUGCCCGAAGCCCCCCACCCUGCACCUACGGCCGGUGUGAGAACACAGAAGGCAGCUUCCAGUGUGUCUGCCCCACGGGCUUCCAACCCAACGCUGCUGGCUCCGAGUGCGAGGAUGUGGAUGAGUGUGAGAACCACCUGGCAUGCCCUGGGCAGGAGUGUGUGAACUCACCUGGCUCCUUCCAGUGCAGGCCCUGUCCUCCUGGCCACCACCUGCACCGUGGCAGAUGCACUGAUGUGGACGAAUGCAGUUCGGGUGCCCCUCCCUGUGGUCCCCACGGCCACUGCACUAACACCGAAGGCUCCUUCCGCUGCAGCUGCGCGCCAGGCUACCGGGCGCCGUCGGGUCGGCCCGGGCCCUGCGCAGACGUGAACGAGUGCCUGGAGGGCGAUUUCUGCUUCCCUCACGGCGAGUGCCUCAACACUGACGGCUCCUUUGCCUGUACUUGUGCCCCCGGCUACCGACCCGGACCCCGCGGAGCCUCUUGCCUCGACGUGGACGAGUGCAGCGAGGAGGACCUUUGCCAGAGCGGCAUCUGUACCAACACCGACGGCUCCUUCGAGUGCAUCUGUCCUCCGGGACACCGCGCCGGCCCGGACCUCGCUUCCUGCCUCGACGUGGACGAAUGUCGCGAGCGGGGCCCGGCCCUGUGCGGGUCGCAGCGCUGUGAGAACUCCCCCGGCUCCUACCGCUGUGUCCGGGACUGCGAUCCUGGGUACCAUGCGGGCCCCGAGGGCACCUGUGACGAUGUGGAUGAGUGCCAAGAAUAUGGUCCCGAGAUUUGUGGAGCCCAGCGUUGUGAGAACACCCCUGGCUCCUACCGCUGCACACCGGCCUGUGACCCUGGCUAUCAGCCCACACCAGGGGGCGGAUGCCAGGAUGUGGACGAAUGCCGGAACCGGUCCUUCUGUGGUGCCCACGCCGUGUGCCAGAACCUGCCCGGCUCCUUCCAGUGCCUCUGUGACCAGGGUUACGAGGGGGCGCGGGAUGGGCGUCACUGCGUGGAUGUGAAUGAAUGUGAAACACUACAGGGUGUAUGUGGAGCUGCCCUGUGUGAAAACGUCGAAGGCUCCUUCCUCUGUGUCUGCCCCAACAGCCCGGAGGAGUUUGACCCCAUGACUGGACGCUGUGUUUCCCCACGAACUUCUGCUGGCACGUUCCCAGGCUCACAGCCCCAGGCACCUGCCAGCCCCGUUCUGCCGGCCAGACCACCCCCGCCCCGCCGACCCAGCACACCUAGGCAGGGCCCUGUGGGGAGCGGGCGCCGGGAGUGCUACUUUGACACGGCGGCCCCGGAUGCAUGUGACAACAUCCUGGCUCGGAAUGUGACGUGGCAGGAGUGCUGCUGUACUGUGGGUGAGGGCUGGGGCAACGGCUGCCGCAUCCAGCAGUGCCCAGGCACCGAGACAGCUGAGUACCAGUCAUUGUGCCCUCACGGCCGGGGCUACCUGGCGCCCAGCGGAGACCCGAGCCUCCGGAGAGAUGUGGACGAAUGUCAGCUCUUCCGAGACCAGGUGUGCAAGAGUGGCGUGUGUGUGAACACGGCCCCGGGCUACUCGUGCUAUUGCAGCAACGGCUACUACUACCACACACAGCGGCUGGAGUGCAUCGAUAAUGACGAGUGCGCCGAUGAGGAGCCGGCCUGUGAGGGCGGCCGCUGCGUCAACACUGUGGGCUCUUACCACUGCACCUGCGAACCCCCACUGGUGCUGGAUGGCUCACAGCGCCGCUGCGUCUCCAACGAGAGCCAGAGCCUCGAUGACAAUCUGGGAGUGUGCUGGCAGGAAGUUGGGGCUGACCUCGUGUGCAGUCACCCUCGGCUGGACCGUCAGGCCACCUACACAGAGUGCUGCUGCCUGUAUGGAGAGGCCUGGGGCAUGGACUGUGCCCUCUGCCCUGCCCAGGACUCAGAUGACUUCGAGGCCCUGUGCAAUGUGCUACGCCCCCCUGCAUAUAGCCCCCCGCGACCAGGUGGCUUUGGACUCCCCUACGAGUACGGCCCAGACUUAGGCCCACCUUACCAGGGCCUCCCGUAUGGGCCUGAGUUGUACCCGCCACCUGCGCUGCCCUACGACCCCUACCCACCGCCACCUGGGCCCUUUGCCCGCCGGGAGGCUCCUUACGGGGCACCCCGCUUCGACAUGCCAGACUUUGAGGACGAUGGUGGCCCCUAUGGCGAAUCUGAGGCUCCUGCGCCACCUGGCCCAGGCACCCGCUGGCCCUAUCGGUCCCGGGACACCCGCCGCUCCUUCCCAGAGCCCGAGGAGCUUCCUGAAGGUGGAAGUUAUGCUGGUUCCCUGGCUGAGCCCUACGAGGAGCUGGAGGCAGAGGAGUGCGGGAUCCUGGACGGCUGCACCAACGGCCGCUGCGUGCGCGUCCCCGAAGGCUUCACCUGCCGCUGCUUCGAUGGCUACCGCCUGGACAUGACUCGCAUGGCCUGCGUUGACAUCAACGAGUGUGAUGAGGCCGAGGCUGCCUCCCCGCUAUGCGUCAACGCGCGCUGCCUCAAUACGGAUGGCUCCUUCCGCUGUAUCUGCCGCCCGGGAUUCGCACCCACGCACCAGCCGCACCACUGUGCGCCCGCGCGGCCCCGGGCCUGAGCCCUGGCACCUGCUGGCCGCCCAUCCGCGCCUACCACACGGGGCCCCUGCAGCUCAUCCUGCAGCCCUCUUAUGCGUAUGUGCACAGGGCGGCCGCCCGGACCUGGAGAAGGGACCUACGGACGCCUGGAAGCUGCGACGCCCUGCACUGCCCCGCCUCCCCCAGCGCUCCCACUGAUGCGGUGGUCCCGGGCCUGGCCCAGGGGCCCCUUCACAUGCCCUUUCCCUUUUAUAAAAUUCUCCAUUAAAACCCACCUAUUUUGUA